Messenger RNA from Pecten maximus, 3528 nucleotides. RefSeq lists its product as uncharacterized. The record is from RefSeq and is a predicted model, not a curated record. NCBI's taxonomy places the organism in Eukaryota, Metazoa, Mollusca, Bivalvia, Pectinida, Pectinidae. The coding region runs from base 8 to 2779 and encodes 923 amino acids. Gene Ontology annotation, molecular function: protein binding. The transcript has 23 exons.
UCACCACAUGCAAAGGGGUAGGGCUGCUAUGGAAUCGGUAUCUGACAUUGGGCAGCAAUUGAAAACAGCAGUUGGUGUGGACAGAGCAGAUAUAGUCAGAUCUAUAUUGUCGACAUUGCAACAAAAUAAUAAAGACAUACUUCAGAGUGUAUUGAGUGAAGUAAAUAAUGAAGAUGGAACCUUACUUCACAUGGCUGCCAAGGGUGGUAAGACAGACAUAGUACGUGCCCUACUGUCCGCAGGUUCGGACCCUGGCAUACACAAUGCUCAAGGAAAGACUGCCUUUGACCUCUCGUCAGAGUUCACCCAUGUCAUCACUGUGUUCAAUGAAGAACUUCUGCAGGCUACAGCUCAGUCAAAUGUUGGUCGUGUGUGUCAGCUGCUCGCCUCAGGUGUAAAUGUCAACCUGUCCGACAGUGCAGAAAGUGGAAACACCCCACUACACUGGGCGGCUAGCUAUGGUUCAGCAGAGAUGGUCCAGUGCCUUUGUGCACGAGGAGCUCUGGUGGACGCAGUGAGUGUGGCAGGCUAUACACCUUUACAUGAUGCGGUGCGGAGAAAAGAUCUGGCUGUGGUCCGAGAAUUACUGGUAUACGGGGCAGAUCCAAAUACAGAGAUAAAAAUGGGGAAGGAUCAAGGUAAAAAUGCCAUUUCUCUAACAAUUGAUUCUCCUGAGAUUGUGGAGCUGCUGAAGAACCCGCCUCCUGUCGUAGAACCAGAGCAACCCAAUACACAACUUCACAUAGAAGAUAAGCUGGUUAGGGAGACAAGCAAUAAAGACCCAGAUCAGACCCCUCCCCUCAACACUCCUAAUGGUGUCAUCCCAAAUGGACCUGAAUCUCCACAGCUCAAAACACCAACUUUCAUGCGGAGUUUGUCCUACAACCAAGAUGAGAUCCAACAGGUAGUUACAGAGGAGAAGAUGGGCUUACUGUGGCCGCAACCACAGCACAUCCUUCAGAAGGACGGCAACCCAUUCUCUCCACAGAGGCCUAGUGUUCCCGUCUAUGUGUCUGCCGGUCCAUCACACAGCUGUCGGGAGAUUAUACAACAGCUGAACGUCCGUAAGGGGAUGUUUGAGUUCCUGGGUUACGAACUAGAGGUGGACACUUUUACACCACUCUCAGACACUGGGAUCCCGCAUAUCCUCUGUCACGUCAACAAACGCCUUUGUCCGCUAUGGGCCUCUUACAAACUCAUCGUGUCCAGUACCCAGGUGAAGGUGAUUUGUGGAGACCUGAAUGCUCUACACAGUGCCAUAUCGACAGUCUACCAACUGUUUCUACUGUAUUUUGAUGAAGGCCGUUCUUCUAUACCCCCAAUAUUGGUAGACGACUGGCCAGACAUAUCGUAUAGAGGUGUAUUAUUGGAUAUCUCCAUGGGACGCCUGACAAGCAUGGAUGUUCUUAAGACCACUAUGGAAUAUUUAGCCUUGCUAAAAAUUAACCAGGUUCAUCUUUUCUGUAGAUUCUCCACUCAAAAGACACCCGCAUGGCAGCUGGCAUAUAGUAAAAGUGCUUUGUUGGGGUUUGAGAACCACUGUACUGCCCUCGGUAUCCAGGUUAUACCUAUCCUAGAGGUGGCGCCACUUGUCCAGUUUGAGGACAUAGAAGAGUUGUAUGAUGUUUUCCAGGAUUUCCUCUCCUGUUUUCCUGAUUCACAGUUUGUGAGUCUGGGGCCGCGUCUGAGUAGCUUUGUGCUGGACACAGACGAAGGCCAACUGGACAUGACGGACUGUGUGAAGAUGUUACCUCUGGGACAACACCACACGAUACAGCUGUGUGGCUACCCUCUACACGAACUUAGUACCGACCUGUUACAACAAUUACCGCCAAGUGUUGUCAUCAAUGAGUACGGAAUACAGGCUGACUAUGAUUUCAGAAGAUUCUGUCGACCGCUGUCUGAUCUAGGUAUCAAUUUCUGUGUGUGCCCUGGCACUGCUUCAUGGAACAGUUUCUCUGGGUGUCCUGAAGCAGCAGUGAACAAUAUCUACAGAGCUGCCAAAUGUGCUGUCAAUCAAGGUGCCAUCGGCAUGGUAACAUGCAAUUGGUCAGGAAAGGGUCACUUGACUCACCAGCCAUUUUCCUGGCCAGGCUUUCUCCUUGGGGCUGGGCUAGGCUGGAAUUCAAGCUGUCAUCAGGAUUACCUGUACAGCAAUUUGUCCGAGUUAAUGAAUCGUUACGUGUUCAGAGAUGUCAAGUCUGUAGUGGGUCAUGUCAUAGUGGAGCUUGGUCGAGCAGAAACCUACCUCAUACGCUGUGCCCGUGGACAGUCAGGUAACGACUGUCAAAGACUGCCAGAUGACCAGGGUUCCACCAUGUUCCAGUUCCUCCUGGGUCCAGACUCUGUACCACUUGAACAUAUCACUAUGGAUGCCAUACAGAGGACAAUGAAGCAUGUGAAGCGCUGUCACACAGAGCUAGAAAACACAGACAUGCAUUGUACCUGUAAUGAUCUCAUUCUGGCCGAACUCCAGCUCACCUGUGACCUCAUGAUGUUUGGCACUAGGAUUUGUCGAGCGUUAAUUUUGUCAGGACGAAACCCUGCAGGUCAUAAUGGGUUUCCUGUUGUCAACUUCGGGAUCAGUAAUCUACCAGCUACAGCUAAGACGGACCUUGCCAACAGGUUGCUGGAGAUGUUGGAACGAUACAAGACUGUAUGGAAUGGGCGUUACUUAGAACAGAUCGGACGACAGGAGUCCCUAAACACUCUGCACACACUUCUAAAAACAUUCCUACCUGACCAGGAGACAGCUGAACUCCUACAAGCCAAGGAUUGAUGACCCCAUAGCCUUAUUCCUAGAUACACAUCGUCAUAUCUUCUUGAUUGAAUCACUCCUAGAUACCAGAAAAGAUGUUGCGGACCGAAUAACAAAGUCUAAAAUUGGACUGGGUUAUGUGAUGUCAAAUUCUAGAUCUGUAAGGUCUUUAAUGCUGAAGAUUUCAGCUGUUUGACAAAUAAAGAGAGGAUCAUAAAAAAAAACUAUUUGGCCAAAAAAGAAUAGUUACUUGGUUCUCAGGCCCUUCCUCAUCUACUUUGAUGUAAAAAAAAAAAAAAAAAAAACCUGCAUCAUUAACAAAACUAUCUCCUGUAAUAUCCAUUAUAUUUAACCAUAAAAUUAGAGGAUGUGUUGGUUAAUGUGAAACAAAGACAAAGAACCAUCAUGACAAAUCAUUGUUUCCCACAUUUUGAAGCAGCUAGAUUAUAUAAAAAAUGGAUAUUGAUUUGUUUGAAAAAUAAGAAUAUAAAGAAUGAAUUCCCUCCCUCAUCUCUUUUUAGAAAAGUUAGGCCCAAGAACUAAGUCAUUAAUUUAAUUAGCCUAUAUAUCUAAUAUGUGUAAACCACUAACAAUAGAUCCAAGUUUAUGAAGAAUAACUAUUAAAAUAAAUGAUUAAUUUAUUGGGAUUUAUUUAACAUUUGACAUUUGAUAAACCAUUCCAUCUAAAUCUCUUGUUAAAUAUCUAUUAGGAAGGUUCACAAUUCUUGAGAAAAAAAUAUUUUAGCUUAUUGCUGGAUAGGUCAAACCUG